UACAGAACAGUGAUGCCACGCGCAGGCAACCACACACUCCAGAUUGGAAUUACACAAACUCAGUGCACAACCAAGUCAUUUUCUCAGCCAUUCUCAUGCAACCAAGUCAACCACAGAGGAACAAAUCUACUUUGAACGGCGACAGCACUUCUUUUGUGAAUAAUUACUUGAAAAGAGAAAGGACAUCGUUUUUAGCAGGUGGCACAAGCCAUUGUUAUAUUUGAUGAAAUUCCAUCAGUUGAUACGCCUUUGCAUCCAGAGCAACGUGUAAUAGUGUAACAGCUUCUGAUUUUUAUUCUCCUCCGGUGGCACCAAAAUGCAGAGGAUAUGGCAGAAACAUGAAGACACGUGUAUUUUCUUCAACUGAGAUGUGCUAUUAUCUUUAUCUCGCUCUCAGGCACAUAUGCUGGAUUAUGUUGUAAUGUAAUGUAUUUGGAACUGAUUCCACCCUCUGUUUAAAUACAGUCGAUGAGCCACUUGUCCGAUUUAUAACUUUCAGGGGGAAGGCAUUUGAGUGAACUUCAAUAUAUUUAUUGACUGACAAAUGAAUCCCCAACACGCCCAAUCCGAAAAUACACAGGGACAGAGUGGAAGGCACAGUAGCAAAUGCGUGCUUUGCUGGUACGUGUUAAGCCUAUACUGGAAUCUCACAAUCCUCGUGUAAGCUUUUUUUGGUAGCUGUUAAGAUUUGCUGGGUGCAAGGAUUGAUUCUUUCAAGGGAUUCGUCGUUUUUCCCCCCAAAAAUAAAGAAUUGGACUCAAGACUUGGCUGGUAGUAGCCUACUACGCCCCUGCAUUACAAAUCUUAACUUGCCCCAUUUUUUUCCUUUUAAAAAAGGUCAUUUGAACUUCCGAUUCAUGGGGCUGGGUUUGCGUCUUACGGAAAUCUUGGCUUGCAGAUCAGAGGGAAGCACGUGUAAUUUGCUCUCGUCGGCUGCAACGAUGCUUUUCCACGGUCUCCCUGGAGGAGAGAUGCAGGGCGUUAUGGAGGAGAUGGAGCGCAGAGGCAAAGGCGACUCGUCGGCGAUCAGCUCGGCAAUAGACAUGGGGGAGACAGGAACGAGCAUGCCGUCUAUCAGCGGGGACAGGGUGGCCCUGUGCGCCGGCUGCGGUGGGAGGAUUUCGGACCGCUACUAUCUACUGGCCGUGGACAAGCAGUGGCAUAUGCGCUGUCUCAAGUGCUGUGAAUGCAAACUCAACCUGGAGUCCGAGCUAACGUGCUUCAGUAAAGACGGCAGCAUCUACUGCAAGGAGGAUUAUUACAGGAGGUUUUCAGUGCAGAGGUGCGCGCGAUGUCACCUGGGCAUUUCGGCGUCGGAGAUGGUGAUGAGGGCGCGAGACCUGGUCUACCACCUGAACUGUUUCACCUGCACGACCUGCAACAAAAUGCUUACGACGGGGGACCAUUUCGGCAUGAAGGACAGCUUGGUGUACUGUCGGCUCCAUUUUGAAAGCCUCAUCCAGGGGGACUAUCCGGCACAUUUCAAUCACUCGGAUGUAGCGUCUGCUAAAGGACUGGGCACGGCUGGACCGUUGGGACUCUCAUAUUAUAAUGGCGUCAGCACGGUGCAGAAAGGCCGACCCAGGAAGCGAAAGAGUCCUGGGCCGGGAGCUGAUCUAGCCGCCUACAAUGCAGCUCUGAGCUGUAACGAGAACGAUGGGGAUCCCAUGGAUCGCGACUCCCAGUACAGCACGGGUCAGAAGACCAAGCGCAUGCGGACGUCAUUCAAGCACCACCAACUCCGUACCAUGAAGUCGUACUUCGCCAUUAACCACAACCCCGAUGCCAAGGACCUCAAACAGCUGGCCCAGAAGACUGGCCUCACCAAACGCGUCCUGCAGGUUUGGUUCCAGAACGCACGGGCCAAAUUCCGACGGAACCUCUUGCGGCAGGAGAACACGGGCGUGGACAAAGGUUUGGACGGCUCAGCACUGCAGGGUGGCACACCCUCAGGACCCGCCUCAGAGAUCUCCAACGCGUCGAUGAGCCCGUCCAGUACGCCCACCACCCUGACGGACCUCACCAACCCUACCAUGCCCACCGUGACGUCGGUGCUGAGCGCAGUGCCCGGGGGCAUGGACGUGCUCGAGUGCCGCAGCCCCUCCCAGACCACUCUUACCAGCCUCUUCUGAUGCUCGCCGCCCACGAUGCCCUGGCACACUGGCAUGCCCGCCUGCCCGUACGUCCACUGUGUAGACCACAGACGGGCACAGGUGCCCUCACAAACUGGCAGUCGGGAGAAGGUUCUGACCAAACCCGAUCAUUACCACGUCCAACUGACCACAGACCACAUACACUCCUCGCCUUCGCUGGGCUUGUUUGGAGAUGCGUUAGGCCGUCGUCACAACAGCCGGGCGAAGUUUGGCAACGCAGCAAGAUGGCUCCAGAGAGCACCACAGGCUAGCGUCCACACCAGCACCCGCGGCCUCUCUUGACGUCACUCUCCUCUCCCCUCGUCCACCCCUCUGGGGUGGCUGUCGCUAUAACGACUGGCUCCAGAUGCCAGAAUUCCGGUAAAACCGACGUAAACUGUUGUGAACUGUUGUAAACUGUUGUAAACUGACAAACUAAGAGAAAGGAACUCUGGCUAGUUUCACUCUUGAGUCUAUUUUAGAAUAAUGCAGAACAAAUGUCCAUGUGUUCCUCUCUUUUUAUUCCUUUUGAUCUUUUCUGUUGAUGUUGUUGUUUCUGUUUUCUUUUCUUCUUUUUUUUCCUGGAGAUUUGAAGAUGAGCAUUUUCCUCACACCAUGUUUACAGAAAGAGAUUUUGCAGAGCAAACAAACAGAGCUUCAUUUCUGAGCCUCGGCCUGUUAUUUAUGUAUUAACUGUGGGGUCAGAGAGAGGGAGAGAGAGAGAGAGAGAGAGAGAGAGAGAGAGACUCCGGGCCAGUACCGGUCCAGUUCUGGGUCUUGAUGACUCGGUCGCUGAGUCGGCAGCUAGAAGGAUUCUAAUGUGAAUAAUUAUGCAGCGGAGCAAGCACCGGAACCGCACUCCAGUUUCACGCCUCACUCUGCUGCCCAGCAUGAUGAGCAGGAAGUUGAGGAAGACGAAGAGGAGGAGGAGGAGAGCUCAGCAUUCAUGAGCAUCGCGCUCCUCAUCACUGUUGCUGUUUGAAUAUGGAUGGUGGUACUCAGCAGGGCAUAGGACAGAAAAGGGUUAGACAAGCUACGGGCUCGCUCUCUCUGUGUGUGUGUGUGUGUGUGUGUGUGUGUGUGUGUGUGUGUGUGUGAGAGAGAGAGAGAGAAAGACUACACCUUUAAUUGUGUUUGUGUGUGUGUGUGUGUGUGUGU
Alosa alosa (allis shad) is the source of this 3290-nucleotide messenger RNA. RefSeq names its product LIM homeobox 2b (gene lhx2b). The record is from RefSeq and is a predicted model, not a curated record. Gene Ontology annotation, molecular function: RNA polymerase II transcription regulatory region sequence-specific DNA binding; DNA-binding transcription factor activity, RNA polymerase II-specific. The transcript has 5 exons. Gene Ontology annotation, cellular component: nucleus. Bases 858 to 2132 code for a protein of 424 amino acids. NCBI's taxonomy places the organism in Eukaryota, Metazoa, Chordata, Actinopteri, Clupeiformes, Clupeidae. Gene Ontology annotation, biological process: neuron differentiation; regulation of transcription by RNA polymerase II.